This is a messenger RNA of Caenorhabditis sp. 36 PRJEB53466, 1152 nucleotides long. Lineage: Eukaryota; Metazoa; Nematoda; Chromadorea; Rhabditida; Rhabditidae. The record is from the annotation of a GenBank genome assembly.
AUGGCACCAAAGGAAAGCGAGAAGAAGGUUAUUCAGGAGAAGGUCGCCAAGGUUCGUGAGGUCGUCGACAAUGUAACAAACAACGACAUUAUCAUGGUCCUUCACUCGUUUGACCUUGAUGUCAACAAGACUAUUCAAGCUUUCCUGGAAGGUACGUCUUAUCGAUGUUUUCUUGUUUCUGACAGCUUUGCAUCACGUAUCGCAUAACUUUUUAUUCACGUUUUUUUUGCAGAUGGAGGUGCCAGCAUACUCGGUGGGUGGACGACGUCGAGUGGGGAGAGCGUAACCGCAGCCAAAAAGAAGAACAAGAACAAGAGCAAGAAAGCCAUUGAGUCAGCUCCCGACGCCACGCCACCUGCCACAGCUCCGGCCAAGGCUACCCCAGCCCCAGUCGCCAAGCCAGCUGCUCCGGCCGUCUCCUCUUCGGUAACUAAACCUGUCGCUGCAUCCAAGCAAACUGGUAAGCGCAUGCAUUUCACCAAUCUUUCACCUGUUUUCUCUUUUCCAGUCAACGGCACCCCAGCGCCCACUGACGCUCUGUCUGUGGCCUUCAAAACCAUCCGUCUGGCUUUGAACGAGCGCGAAAAGGAGUUGAAGUCGUCGAGUGCUUCGCAGUUCGACACCGUCGCCAUUCUGAAGGCCAUCGCUGCGCUCGGAGGCGCCCAGAAGGCAGUUGCUAACGGAAAGCCGGCGGCCUCCGUCAAGCAGACUGCCUCGCCACCACCAGCGGCCGGACCGAUCAAGCACGCGACGAGCCAGUCGAGCAUCACUUCGUCCGUCGGAGCCGAUUCUGGGGUCAAUCUGAGCCCGACCCACAAGGGUAAGUGUUCGAACACUCCGAAUAGAAGGCAAUAUGCCAAAUUAGUUGCCGUUCCAGAAGAGAAGAAGGCCGCUCCAGCCGCUCCGAAGACAGUCAUCAACACCGGAGGAGUUCAGCUGACAUCAUCCGGACUCAGCGCCGAUCAGUUGGCUGCUCUCCAGCAGACCCUUCAGCUUUCGCUGGCUGCUCGCGGGCUCGACGCCUCGCUCAUCAGCUCUUCGGAAAACGUUGCGCGCAGACCGAGGAACAACAACAACAAGGGAUACGGCGAAGGCAAGAAAGGCGGCAAGGGAGGAGCGCAGAAGGAGCAGCCAAAGCUCUCCAUCCUGUAG